CACAAACCAUCAGCAAUGAGAGCUGUUGUGCUUGCCCUGACUGUAGCCCUUGUGGCAUGUCAACAGAUCAACCUUGUUCCUGAGUUUUCCCUUGAUAAGACCUACGUGUACAAGUAUGAGGCUCUGCUCUUGGGUGGUCUGCCACAAGAGGGUCUGGCAAGAGCUGGAGUAAAAGUCAGCAGCAAGGUUUUCCUCAGUGCUGUGACAGGGAAUGCCUUCAUGAUGAUGCUCUCGGAUCCUGUACUCUAUGAGUAUAGUGGCAUCUGGCCCACGGAUUCUUUUCUUCCUGCCACUAAGCUCACCUCAGCACUCGCUGAUCAACUUCAGAUUCCCAUCAAGUUUGAGUAUUCAAAUGGAGUGAUUGGACAAGUAUUUGCUCCAGCAGAAGUCUCCCCUACUGUCAUGAACAUACACAGAGGAAUCCUCAACAUCCUUCAGCUCAACCUCAAGAAGACCCAGAACGUCUAUGAGCUGCAAGAGGCUGGAGUUCAAGGAGUGUGCAGAACCCACUAUGUCAUCAAUGAGGAUUCAAAGGCCAACCAAAUUAUUGUAACCAAGUCUAAGGAUCUGAGCCACUGUAAGGAGAGAAUUAUGAAAGACAUCGGCUUGGCAUACACUGAGAAGUGUGUUGAAUGCACCAAGAGGAUAAAGAGUCUGUUUGAAGCAGCAACUUACAACUACAUCAUGAAACCAUCUGCUAAUGGUGUACUGAUCUCUGAGGCAACAGUUGAGGAGCUGUAUCAGUUCUCACCCUUCAAUGAGAUCCAUGGUGCUGCCCAGAUGGAAGCAAAACAAUCCUUGGCUUUUAUUGAAAUUGAGAAGACCCCAAUUGAUCCCAUCAAAUCAGAUUAUUUGUCCCGUGGAUCCCUGCAGUACGAGUUUGCAACUGAGAUUCUUCAGACUCCCAUUCAACUCCUGAAGAUCAGAGAUGCACUAGCCCAGAUUACAGAGGUUCUAAAUCACUUGGUUGAAAACAAUGUGGACAUGGUCCAUGAAGAUGCUCCCCUUAAGUUUAUGCAGCUUGUUCACCUCCUGCGUUUUGCCACCUUGGAGAAUAUUGAGGCCAUCUGGGCUCAAUUCAAGGACAAACCAGUUUACAGGCGCUGGCUUCUGGAUGCUCUUCCUGCUGUUGGCACACCAGUAAUUGUAAAAUUCAUUAAGGAGAAAUUCCUGGCUGAUGAACUUACCACACCUGAAUCAAUUCAGGCUCUUGUAGUUGCUAUGCAAAUGGUCACUGCUGAUUUGGAUACCAUCCAGUUGAUCGCUAGUCUGGCAAUGCAUGAGAAAAUUUCCACAAUUCCAGCUCUCCGGGAAGUUGUCAUGCUCGGAUAUGGUUCCAUGAUUGCCAAACACUGUGUUGAAGUUCCCACCUGCCCAGCUGAGCUCCUCAGGCCCCUCCAUGACAUUGCUGCAGAAGCCCUUGCCAAGAAUGAUAUCUAUGAAAUCACUUUGGCUCUAAAAGUUCUGGGCAAUGCUGGUCAUCCUGCUAGUCUUAAAACUAUCAUGAAGCUCCUGCCUGGACUGAGAACCGCAGAUGCUUCUCUGCCCAUUAGAGUCCAGGUUGAGGCCGUCAUGGCUUUGAGGAACAUUGCCAGGAAAGAACCCAAACUGGUUCAACCAGUGGCCCUGCAGCUCCUAUUGGACAGGGCCCUCCACCCUGAAGUGCGCAUGGUUGCUUGUAUUGUGUUGUUUGAGACCAGACCCUCAGUGGCUCUCAUCUCCAGUGUUGCUGGUGAUUUGAGGACAGAGAAAAACAUGCAGGUUACAAGCUUUGUUUAUUCCCACAUGAAGUCCUUGACCAGAAUCACUGCCCCUGAUAUGGGCAAUGUUGCGGGUGCUGCCAAUGUUGCUAUUAAGCUCUUGAACCCCAAGUUGGACAUGCUUAGUUACCGCUUCAGCAGAGCCCUUCAGCUGGACAUCUAUCAUUCUCCUCUUAUGAUUGGAGCUGCUGGAAGUGCCUACAUGAUCAAUGAUGCUGCCACCAUCCUGCCCAGAGCUGUUGUAGCUAAAGCACGUGCCUAUCUGGCUGGAGCAGCUGCUGAUGUUCUGGAGAUUGGUGUGAGAACUGAAGGAAUUCAGGAGAUUCUUCUGCAAUCACCAGCUGCGGAUGAAAGUCUUGACCGUAUCACCAAGAUAAAGCGCACCCUGAGAGCACUCAGAAACUGGAAGACUCUGCCAACCAAUCAGCCUUUGGGUUCAGUCUACAUCAAAUUGCUUGGGCAAGAAGUGGCUUUUGCCAACAUUGACAAGACCGUCAUUGAACAAGCAUUACCGCUUGCUACUGGACCCAAAGCACGUGAACUGCUGAAGGAGGCCAUUAAAGCUUUGCAGGAAGGAAUUGCACUGAAGUAUGCCAAACCCCUGCUAGCAGCUGAAGUGCGUCAUAUCUUCCCAACAGCAGUUGGUAUGCCUGUGGAGUUCAGUUUCUACACUGCUGCUGUUGCUGCUGCAACUGUCAAUGUUCAGGCUACCAUUACUCCUCCUCUCCCUGAGCAGCCUGAGACCAUCACUCUUGAGCAGCUGAAGAGGACUGAUGUUACAUUCCAAGCUGAAGCUAAACCAAGUGUUGCUCUGCAGACCUUUGCUGUCAUGGGAGUUAACACUGCCUUGAUCCAAGCUGCUGUUAUGGCUAAAGGAAAGAUCCGCACAAUUGUCCCUGGAAAAGUGUCUGCAAGAGCAGAUAUUCUCAAGGGCAAUUACAAGGUAGAGGUUCUGCCUGUUGAGGUUCCUGAACAUAUUGCUGAUAUGAGCUUUGAGACUAUUGCUGUGGUCAGAAACAUUGAAGAUCCCACUGCUGAGAGGAUUGUUUCAUUGGUACCUGAGUUGUCCGUGCAAAUGACACCUUAUAGUGGUGAUUUGUCAUCUGAGAAUGCUGAUCCUGAUAUGCAAGCUGUGAGAGCUGCUACUCCAUUUCACAAGACUCUCUGUCUUGCUGUCCCAUACAUUGAAAUGAAGGGAUGCGUUGAGGUGCAUUCGCACAAUGCUGCUUUUAUGAAGAAGUCUGCUCUGUUCUACAUAAUUGGACAGCACUCAGCCCGUGCUACAUUAGCAAGAGGUGAAGGUCCUGCGGUUGAAAGACUAGAGCUUGAGGUCCAAGUUGGCCCUAGAGCUGCUGAGAGGCUCCUUAAGCAAAUCAACCUUGUUGAUGAGGACACACCAGAGGGAAAGACCAUUCUGUUAAAACUGAGGGAAAUCCUGGAAACUGAAGCAAAAAAUUUGAAUGUCGCUUCUGAAAGCAGUAGUAGCCGCAGCCGCAGCCACAGCAGCAGUUCCAGCAGUUCAAGCUCCUCCAUUUCCAGCUCUCGCAUAUCUAAGACUGCCACCAAGAUGGAGCCUUUCAGAAAACUUCACAAAGAUCGGUUCAUGGCACCCCAUGGAGCCUCAAAGGCUGUUAGCAGUGGAAGCACAGAAUCUAGCUUUGAGACUAUCAGGAAACAGGCUAAGUUCCUUGGAAAUGCUAUUCCACCUCUUUUUGCUAUAAUUGCCCGUGCCGUAAGAGUUGACCAAAAGCUGCUGGGCUACCAACUUGGUGCAUUCUUUGACAAGCCAACUGCAAGAGUACAGCUCAUCAUUUCCUCAAUUGCUGAAAAUGACAACAUGAAGAUUUGUGCAGAUGGUGUUCUGCUGAGCAAGCACAAAGUCACUGCCAAGCUUGCUUGGGGUCCAGAGUGUCAACAAUAUGAAGUCACUGCUAAAGCUGAGGCAGGUGUUCUGGGAGAAUACCCUGCUGUCCGUCUAGAGCUGGAAUGGGAUAAGCUUCCAAUAUCUGUCACCACCUACGCCAAAAGGCUGUCCAAGCACAUCCCUAUGGCAGCUUUCUGGGCUGGAUUCAAGCUUGAAAGAGCCACGAACAGUGAGAAAGAGGUUGAUCUGACCGUGGCCUUGCCAACCCAGAUGACCCUAAAUGUCAUUGCUAGGAUUCCAGAGAUGACAGUGUCAAGGAUGGAUGUUCCUCUCCCCGUUGCUGUUCCCAUCAAUCCAGACGGAACUUUUUCUGUUCACAUUGAUAUGGACACUCUUCUGAAUCCAGAACUACUUAUAGAAACAAUAACUAAUUAAGCAUCAGAUUAUACAUAUUCUACUGCCAAUUUGAGUGGUUUUCAUUUGGUAUUGUUUGUUGUUUGACAGUUUAAUUAAUAUGUUGCCAUUGUUAUGUAAUACUAAUAAAUU
Xyrauchen texanus (razorback sucker) is the source of this 4170-nucleotide messenger RNA. Its product is annotated as vitellogenin-like. Gene Ontology annotation, biological process: lipid transport. The record is from RefSeq and is a predicted model, not a curated record. The coding region runs from base 16 to 4059 and encodes 1347 amino acids. The transcript has 28 exons. Gene Ontology annotation, molecular function: lipid carrier activity. NCBI's taxonomy places the organism in Eukaryota, Metazoa, Chordata, Actinopteri, Cypriniformes, Catostomidae.